This is a messenger RNA of Puccinia triticina, 315 nucleotides long. RefSeq lists its product as uncharacterized. Bases 1 to 315 code for a protein of 104 amino acids. The transcript has a single exon. Gene Ontology annotation, biological process: lipid metabolic process. The record is from RefSeq and is a predicted model, not a curated record. NCBI's taxonomy places the organism in Eukaryota, Fungi, Basidiomycota, Pucciniomycetes, Pucciniales, Pucciniaceae.
AUGCUCGUCCACUACGUCUGGAUUGACCACGACUCCCGGGCGGUCGUCCUGUCCGGCCGUGGCACCCUCAGCCUCUCCGACAUGCUCGUCGACCUCACCUGCAAGUACGAGCCAAUCGGCGUGAACAACCGGGACCCGAAUGCGCCCUAUCUGCUGCAUGCUCCCUCCGUCUGUGCAGGGAAUCCUCGAACGUCCAUGAAGUCAUCAGAGUCCUCGAUCGUCCAAGAAGUCAUCAAGCAAGCUCUGGUCAACAACCCGAGCUACGGGCUGAUCAUCACCGGCAAUUCACUCGGCGGGGGGUCGCGGCGCUCCUAG